CUGCGUCCCAGGUACAACACAACCAGCUUCUCAACGCAAUAGCAUAACCAUACUGGAAUAGUAGUUUAUACGUUUCUAUGUAGUCAUGAUUUGAUCAAAAUCAAAAGUGGAAUAUCUGUCUGAGGAGUUUGCUUACAACACGAUCAAUCCUUGACAAUGAGUGGCAUCACAGUAUUGGUGAAGGAUUAUGACACGGGACAAGAAGAGGGGCGGCCGGUGUCCCCGUUCUCUGAGGAGUGCUGUGAGGAGCUGUGGGACCGGGUGGAGGGGGUGAGGCACAAGCUGACCCGCAUCCUAAACCCAGCCAAGCUCACCCCCUACCUGAGGCAGUGCAAGGUCAUCGACGAGCAGGAUGAGGAUGAGGUCCUCAACUCCACCCAGUACCCACUACGUAUCAGCAAGGCUGGACGUUUGAUUGACAUCCUGCAUGGGCGGGGCCAGCGUGGCCUCCAGGCCUUCAUGGAGUCUUUGGAGUUCUACCACCCCGAGCAAUACACUCAGCUCACUGGACAACAGCCCACCCAGCGCUGCUCCAUCAUCUUGGAUGAGGAGGGUCCAGAGGGCCUGACUCAGUUCCUGCUGCUUGAGGUGCGUAAGCUGAGGGAGCAGCUGCGGGGGAGCCAAGUGUGUGAGCGCCGCCUGUCCCAGCGUUGCCGUGUGGCCGAGGAGGAGCGCAGCAGGGCUGAACGCAAGACACUGGACCUACGACAUGACCGGCUGCAGAUGGAGAGGCUGCGUCAGGACUGGGAGGCAGGCAGCAGGGAGCUGGGCCGGCUGAAGGACAGACACCUGGAACAGGCUGUGAAAUACUCUCGUGCCCUGGAGGAUCAGGCCAAGGCCUCCGCACGUGAGAGAGAGCUACUGGAACAGAUGGAGCAGCUGAAGACCAGACUGAUGGCAGAGAAAGAGACUGACAGUAGUCCUGUCUCUAUUGCUCCAGUCAGAAGGAACAGGAGUGUCGCCCAUCGGACGAACGACGCCCCCGCUGUUCCCGAGAAGAGGGAGAAGCCACUGCAGCACAUUGACAUUCAGAAGUCAGGUCACAUUGAAACACAGGCUCUGUUGGACAUCCUGAAGCAGGACCGCAGGGAGGCAGCAGAGCAGAGACACGAGCUGUGUGGCAACAUCGCCAGAUUACAGGGAGAGCUGGAGAGCUCUGAGGAUUUCAGGGACAAGCUGGAGUCUCAGUGUGAGCAGCUGCAACUGAAGGUGAGGACUCUGCAGCUGGACUGGGAGACGGAACAGAAAAGGAGCAUUUCCUACUUCAACCAGAUUAUGGAGCUGGAGAAGGAGAGGGACCAGGCUCUGCGCAGUCGAGACAGCCUGCAGUUGGAGUAUACUGACUGCCUAUUGGACAAGAACCGCCUGCGUAAACGCAUCGCAGAGCUUCAGGCCAAUCUAGAGCAGCAGCAGAGAGAGCUGGAGAAAGAGAAGGACAGGAGCAGGGAGCAGAGUUCUCCCUGUAUGCACUGUUCUCACCUGUCUCUGUGCAGCGAAGACCAGUGCUACGGGCCCUGCUGCUCCCUAGACCUCAGCCCUCUGCCCAACGGCACUCACCAGCUGCUCUGCAAGUCUCCCUCUACAGACCAAACCCAUGACCACUCCGAAGGUUCCCGCUCAAACUCAGAGGAGAAUCUCUUGACAGCAACAGUGGACAGUGAAAGGGAUGUUAACAGGCUCUCCAUCUUCCCCUUCCCUCCCUGCAUGAACUCCAUCAACCGCAGGGUCAACAUAGAGUUUGACCUGGACUCCUGGGGCAGUGAUGAGAAUGAGAACCUCACAGGAGUCCAGAGUGAGGUCUCCCUGUCGAACUCCUGUAGCUCCCUGCAUUCCCACUUCUUCCCCCCUGACCUCAUCAACCUGCCCCCUGUCCCACCUCACAAACCCAACUACAGCAGUCUCGGUUUCGUGCCCCUGUCCCCCGUCCCUAGUCCCCCCACUACGCCCAAAAGAGGAAGAGGCAGCCUGGCAGAUGACAUCACCAUCAUUGGGGGCAACCGCACAGGCAUCUUUGUUAGCAGCGUCAGAGCUGGUUCUCCUGCUGAGCAGUGUGGUCUGAAGGAGGGCAGUGAGUUACUGGAGCUGGAGAAGGUUCUGUUUGGUGGGGGCAGUGUACUGAUGGGCCAGUGCACUGGAGAGGUGGCACACUUCUCUCUGCAGUGGUGGACAGAGCCCUCUUCUCUCAAACACCAGACCAACACAGAGGCCUACUCCAAGUUAUGUGCCCAGCUCCCUUCUCCUACCUUCCACGGUGCUGACUCCUUCUACGUCCGCGUCAACCUGGACCUGGACCCUCAUAGCGACCUGCCCUGUCUGGGGGUGCGCUGUGAUGACAUAAUACACGUCACUGACACCCGUUACAAUGGGAAGUACCAGUGGCGCUGCACCCUGGUGAACCCUGGCACAGCCAAGCCCUUGCAGGCGGGGGUCAUGCCCAAUUACAACAGAGCCCAGCAGCUGUUAUUGGUGAGGUUACGUACCAUAGCCCUGGAGCAGAAGGAUUUCAAGAAGAAAGUAUCCAAGAAGGGCUCUGAGCGUGUGCGAUUGGUCAAGGCUGUGUCCCCCAGCUGUCGUGGGAUUGGUUCCACCCCACAGGUCCUUUACACACUCAGCAACCGUCACGAGGAGCACCUGAUUCCUUACAGUAUGGUCCAGCCAAUACAGGUCAAGACCAAACGGCCUGUCAUCUUCUCCCCCUCCCUACUCUCUCGUGGCCUCAUAGAGAGACUGCUUCAGCCAGCAAAGUCUGGACUGGACUUCAACACCUGCCAACCAGAGCCAAUCCAGGCCACAGAGAGAAAUGAUAAGAGUGUUUUCCUGCUAGAUGCUUCCACCCCAGAGCAGGCUCUUGGAAUCAGUCUGCAGUCUAUUCAGGAUGUAAUAAGCCAGGACAAGCACUGUCUGUUGGAGCUGGGCCUGAGUAGUGUGGAGGGCCUUCUGAGGCAGGGGAUCUACCCUAUCGUCAUUAAUAUCCGACCCAAGAACAAAAAACACAAGAAGCUAAAGAAGUUGCUGACCGGGCGAGGGGAGGAUGGCGUGAUGCAGGAGGUGUGUCAGGCGGACGAGCAGCAGCUGGAGACCCUGCCCCUGCUCUACCACACUUUGGAAUCCAGCACCUGGAGCUGCACCGAGGAUCUGCUUCUCGCCAUACGCAAUGUCAUCCACAGCCAGCAGAAGGCACUGCUGUGGGUUGAGUUGGAAAGGCUCCAAUAGAUCCCAAUGUUAUCGCCCAGUUUUAUUGUUGUACUUAGCUAAAUUUUAUACAAUUAAAGAUACAUUUCACACACACCCAUAUAGAUACCUAGUUCUACCACUGUAAAUGUGAAGUUUAAUGUUCAUAUGAUGAAUUUAACCUUACAAGCUCAGUAGUAACGUGUCUUUAUGUUUUAAUGUUGUAUUUCUUGUCCACCUAUGCUAAACAUCAGCAUUAAACAACCUUCAUUAGUUAACAGAG
Oncorhynchus nerka (sockeye salmon) is the source of this 3454-nucleotide messenger RNA. RefSeq names its product caspase recruitment domain-containing protein 10-like. The transcript has 24 exons. Gene Ontology annotation, cellular component: cytoplasm. Gene Ontology annotation, molecular function: CARD domain binding. The record is from RefSeq and is a predicted model, not a curated record. Gene Ontology annotation, biological process: regulation of apoptotic process. Bases 157 to 3213 code for a protein of 1018 amino acids. NCBI's taxonomy places the organism in Eukaryota, Metazoa, Chordata, Actinopteri, Salmoniformes, Salmonidae.